Messenger RNA from Blastomyces dermatitidis ER-3, 1672 nucleotides. RefSeq names its product Mis12 domain-containing protein. The coding region runs from base 116 to 1135 and encodes 339 amino acids. Lineage: Eukaryota; Fungi; Ascomycota; Eurotiomycetes; Onygenales; Ajellomycetaceae. Gene Ontology annotation, biological process: kinetochore assembly; mitotic sister chromatid segregation; protein localization to kinetochore. The transcript is spliced from 3 exons. Gene Ontology annotation, cellular component: chromosome, centromeric region; nucleus. The record is from RefSeq and is a predicted model, not a curated record.
GGUAGGUAUGCGAAUAUCAACUGCAAGCGGGAGAUUUUGCAUGGAAUGCGCAUUGCCCAGGGAAGUUAUAUAGAUCAAUAUAAAAUAUGCCCGUCUCACGAUCUAUUCCCUAGCAAUGAAUGACGCUACAACCGCCCUGCUCACAGAGCACUUCAGCUACACCCCGCUCUCCCUGAUAGACGACGUAAUAAACUCCAUAAACAACCUGGUCUACCAAGCUAUCUCUAGUCUCGAAGAUGGCCUUUUGACCGCGCCACCAGAGCGACUAGGCUUCUCUCACGCCCCCGACACCAUUCCGGAUACAGACGACGAUGGGAACAUCCAGUACCCGGAAGCGCGGCUGGAGAUAGAGAAUGGACUACAUCAAUUGGAGACACUGCUGGAGGCGACGGUUGAUAAGGCCUUUGACAAGUUUGAGAUCUACGUGUUAAGGAAUAUCCUGACUGUACCGGAAGAUCUGCUUGGAUGGGUGCGGUUGACACAUUACGAGAAACUCUCCCUCGGCCCCAGUCCUCCAAAUGCCCCAACAUUAGAAUCAAUAACCCUCCAACGGCAAAAAUUACGCGAAACCAGAAAACUACAGCGUGCCCUACGCCAAGAAUCCGACCGCAACGACGCAAUAAUCGCCCAACUACGCUCGAUUCUCUUCAAAGACACUCCCCAUCCACCCUCCGUAGACGAGAAAGAGGCAACAACACUAGCCAUCCACUCCCAAAGAACUGCAACCUCAACCUCAACAACAACCACAACCGCAGACGCCCCGGACCUUUCCUUCCUCCUCACUGACCCCGCUGCCCGCCGCCUUCGCAUUGGUGAUGCCGCAGACCCUUCCCGCAACCCCAUAACAACAAACACAACAUUCAUACUCUCUCAACUCCACGCGCUCCGCGCAAUGCUAGCCCAGCUACGACCGAAGCUGACUUCCCUGCCCCAGUCCGCAGAUGACAUGGAGCUAGAUCCCAGACGUGAGGAGAGAAGGGCGUAUAUUGAGAGUCGGACGCGGAUGCAUCUGGUGAGGAACGGGGAGUUGGGCCGGGCGGGGGAGGGGCAUGGAGUUGUUGUGGCGGGACGGAGGGUUGAGGGGGAGGAGGUGCGUGCGUUAGAAGGGGUGGUAGGGAUGUUAGGGGAUGGUUGAAUUUUGCGAUCGGUUCUCCUUGUUUUUCGGGUGGUUUUUUUUUUUUUUUUUUUUUUUUUUUUUUUUUUUUUUUUUUUUUUUUUUGGCGUUUGGUGGCGUUUGGUGGGGAGGGUCGGGGACUUCCGAACGGCGCAAUAAUCUUUUCAUCUCAUUUUAUUUUUUCCCCCAUCCGUUGGACAUAUAGGUCUGCGUGGUUUUUCCUGAGUGAAUGGUGAAUGGGGACACCGGGGAACCGAAGGGUUAACAGGCAAUUGACUAUAUGCAUAUUAUGUUAUCCACGAAUCAAACACGAAUUAAAUACCUGGUUGUUUGGCUGGUGAUCAACCCGACUAUUGAAGACUAAUGUCUGGAGCAUCCAGCGCUUUUCGCAGCUGAGAAUUUCAACUCAGGAUCUAUCUGAAUUCGUCUAGUGAACUUUUCUUUUCUGUAAUUUUCAUUUCCAAGCUGGGCUGGUAUUCUCGAUUGUCAAGAGAGAUAAGACCAAACUCUCGCUUCAACUGGGAUCUUCGAAGAAAUAUAAUAACCUGAGUAGACUGA